AAGUUUAGUAUUAUACGAACGGUGUUCUCGGCCACGCGGAAUUGUGUAGUUUGGAGUGACCGCGUUGUGAUUGUUUCAAGUAGAGGUGCGUUUCAGGAAAUGUUGUGAUAGAUAAAUUAAACUAAGUGAAAUAAAACAAUCUUGUGGUUGCAUUGACAAAGUUAUAAAUAUAUUAUAUUUUGCUGAAAUGCCGAGACGAAAACGAAGCAGUUCACCUAACUUGGAUUUGCUGGAAGAUGGAUUCGACGAUGAGCUGAGUUCUAAUGAUGAAAAACCAGGAACACCUAUACAAAGGAAUGCCGCCAACGCACGAGAACGAGCAAGGAUGCGAGUUCUGUCGAAAGCAUUCUUCAAUUUGAAGCGCAACAUCCCCUGGGUUCCAGCAGACACAAAGCUAUCCAAACUGGAUACUCUACGACUGGCUAAAAACUACAUUAGCUACCUAGCGGCCACCUUAGAUGGUCAGUCAGUGGAAGAUUUUUCCACAAAUCUAGCGCAGCCACCGAAAACGGCAUGGCCGUUCAUUUUCCAGCCAGUGCAAACACACGAACCAUCAAAAUCAAAGCUGGUUCCAGUGGUGGCAACUCAUGGCAGCUAUCCUGAGAAAUGGCCCAACACCCAUUCGUGUGGUGUGACGAAGGCGGCAUCACUGAAGACGGAACAUAAUAUCAAAUCUCAGAAAAUCUCGCCAUUAAGAUCAACGUCAACAUCUGCUGCUUCAAAAGCCAAUGGACCAUUCGCUCCCGGAGCGUCACAUUUUAUGGAAUCGCAGACUACCGAAUUGGAUCAUCAUCAACACACCCUGCAGCAUACCGCUAGUCAACAUCUGCAGCAGCAUAGUUUUCACCAUCAAUCGACCGCCAAUAAUUAUCCUCAUCAACUUCUUGUCACUCCGAUGAGUGAAUAGUAUUUGAAAUGUAUGUUUCGCAAGUUCGUACUGUAGUGAUCAAACCAAAGCAAUAUAUGUAUUAAUUAUUUAAUAACCAUUAAAUUUAAUUUGAUAGACUAUGUAGACUGCAGUUGUAAAUAAAAAAUGGUUCCUUACUAUAUAACCUCACAGCAUAGAAUUUUGAACAAGA
Messenger RNA from Toxorhynchites rutilus septentrionalis, 1079 nucleotides. It is a transcript of the gene HLH54F, whose product is annotated as neurogenic differentiation factor 1. The transcript is spliced from 3 exons. The coding region runs from base 188 to 907 and encodes 239 amino acids. The record is from RefSeq and is a predicted model, not a curated record. Gene Ontology annotation, molecular function: RNA polymerase II transcription regulatory region sequence-specific DNA binding; protein dimerization activity; DNA-binding transcription factor activity, RNA polymerase II-specific. Gene Ontology annotation, biological process: developmental process; regulation of transcription by RNA polymerase II. Lineage: Eukaryota; Metazoa; Arthropoda; Insecta; Diptera; Culicidae.